This is a messenger RNA of Passer domesticus (house sparrow), 2976 nucleotides long. It is a transcript of the gene CA6, whose product is annotated as carbonic anhydrase 6. The transcript has 10 exons. The coding region runs from base 811 to 2670 and encodes 619 amino acids. Gene Ontology annotation, biological process: one-carbon metabolic process. Lineage: Eukaryota; Metazoa; Chordata; Aves; Passeriformes; Passeridae. The record is from RefSeq and is a predicted model, not a curated record. Gene Ontology annotation, molecular function: zinc ion binding; carbonate dehydratase activity.
GUGAGCACGAGCCUGGCGCUGCUCAGAUGGUGGUAUAACUUUUUCCUGCAUCAGCAGAUUUAAACUCGCGCUGUGCCAUACAUGUUAAAAUUAAACUCAGAGCUGGUAUUAAAAGUGCUGCUGUUCAGUCGUGUGUCCUGCCUGAUUUUUAUUUUGGUCUUGCUUUAAAGAGCAUCCCCAAGGCUAUGAGAUUUCUAGGAAGUGUAAGUUUCUUUGGGAAUCCAGGCUUGUUACCAGUUUAUCAAAUACUCAGUACACCCUUAAAAUAUUUCACGUUUUGGAAGGGGCCUGUCUGGCUCAUGGGGUGGACACUGGGGACAGAGUUUGGGGACACAUAAAGCCAGUGUUCCCAUUUGACAGCCCACGCAGGAACACUAACACAGCAGAGGAACUGCUGCUGGAGCAGGGGGUAAAACCAUGGCACAGAACUGGCUCACAGGCACCACCAGCCAGAAAUGGAGAACAACCCUCAGGAGCACAAUCCCUCCACUGCAAGGCCUCGCCUUCCUUGUGCUGUACAGGUAAAAUUGGAAGUGUGAUGAAUGCACAUUUUUUGGUGGCUUGCAACGGGCUGAUGAGCACAGAAGCCAGCCAGGCCAGCCUUUCCCUGAGCAGUUGGGCAGGAGCCUUCUGAGCUCUGCAGAGUGUGAAAUCGCUGCUUCAGGCAGCUGAGGGUGCCAGGGCAGAGCAGAACCACCGCAGAUCAGGACUUGUUUGCGAUGCAGAUGCAUUCGAGUGCUAAUAACCAUUAGCAGUGCAGGGCACAUUCCAGGGCGUGAGCUUUCGGAACACCUUGAAAGCACUUCCUGCAUGCUCAGGGACUUCUCUUUCCCCCCAGUGCCUCCCAGAACACCUCCAGAUGUGCCUGGGUGGCUGCCUUGGCACCUCCCUCGCCUGCCAGGGCCAGCCUGUUUGUGUUCUGAGCAGGUUCCUUUGGGAGCCCUGCCUCUCGGGGAGCCAGGCUUUGCACCUCACUUCGGCCCAGCUGGGAUCUCCAGAGGGAAGCCACUGGAUGUGAGCACUCUGCCACUCAGAUUUCUGCUCUCCAUCCACCCUGCAGACCCUGCUGUUUUCAAGGAGCUUUCAUUGGGAAGGUACCACACAGACAUGCUGAUGGCAGCGCUCCUCCUGCUCCUGGCACCCCUCAGCCGCUGCCACGAGGUGUCCUGGGCAUACCAAGGAGAAGGAGAGCUGGAUGAGGAGCACUGGGCACAGCGCUUCCCAGACUGUGCUGGCAAGCAGCAAUCCCCCAUUGACAUCCAGAGGAGGAAAGUGAGGUUCAACCCCCUGCUGCAGCUGGAGCUCGGUGGCUACGAUGGGCCCUUGCAGGGCCAGCUCAGGAUGACCAACAACGGCCACUCUGUUCAGAUCGAUUUGCCACCCUCCAUGAACAUCUCCAGAGGGCUCCCGGGUGUCUACACGGCUGUGCAGAUGCACCUGCACUGGGGCGGGCUGGACCUGGAGAGCAGCGGCUCCGAGCACACCAUCGACGGCAUGCGCUACUUCGCCGAGCUGCACAUUGUCCACUACGACUCUGCUAACUACUCCAGCUUUGAAGAAGCCAAAGACAAGCCCCAGGGGCUGGCUGUGCUGGCCUUCCUGUACACGGAUGGGCACUUUGAGAACACCUACUACAGUGAAUUCAUCUCCAAACUGGCACGGAUCAGGUUUGCAGGUCAGUCAACAACGCUGAGCUCUCUGGACAUCCAAGCCAUGCUGCCAGAAAACCUCUCACACUUCUACAGGUACCAGGGCUCCCUGACCACCCCGCCCUGCUCCGAGAGCGUCAUCUGGACCAUCUUCCACUCCCCAGUGCUGCUGUCACACACCCAGGUGCAGCUCCUGGAGAACACCCUGCUGGACUGGCACAACCGCACCCUGCGCAACGACUACCGGCACGCGCAGCCGCUGCGGGGCCGCGUGGUGGAGGCCUCCUUCCCAGCCCAGCAGGGCCAGGCACAGUGCCAUGCAGAGGAAUUCACCCUCAGGCUGGACCAAAUCCAGAUGCAGCUCCAGGACAUCAAGACUGAGCUGCUGAAUGGGCUGAGCCCCACAGGUACGAAAUCCAGCACCUUCCCAGCUUUCUACUUCCCCGUGGAAAGCAUCGAGAGCUUUGUGGAGGUUCAUCCCCUGCGUGCUGUGUCUCUGCAAGCCUUCACGCUGUGCUUCUGGAGCCGAUCCCAGCCCGCCGGCACCCACACCGUCCUGUCCUACUCCACUGGGGAGAGCGACCACGAGCUGGUGGUGACCGUGGGCGCAGAGCUGGGGCUCUGGGUAGGAGGCCACUUCCUGAGCUUCCCCCUGCAGCAGGAGGCCCAGGGCUGGCUGCACCACUGCGUGACCUGGGCGUCCCCCGAGGGAACGGCCGCGCUCUGGCUCAACGGGGCAGCUGGCAAGGCCAAGAGCGUCCAGAAGGGCUACGUGAGCCAGCCCGGGGGCACCCUGGUGCUUGGCAAGGACAGGGACGCCCUGCUUGGCACGUUCUCCAACGGGUUUGCAGGGUGGCUGAGCCAGGUGAACCUGUGGAGCCGGGUGCUGGACGCCGCAGAGGUUCGGGCGCUGGCGCUGUGCAGGGCAGGGCAGCCCACGGGGGAUGUCAUAGCCUGGGGACAGACCCCCAUGGCCCUCCUCGGGGGGGUGCUUCUGCUGCCUGACACCAGCUGCCAGUGAGCACAGGGCAGCCAGAGAGUCUGAACUGCUUGUUGGGGAAAGUCAGAAAAGCUGAGGUGGUUUGCUUGUUCCUGCUCCUGCUCUGUGGGCUCACUGUGCACCUCCUGGUGCUCUUUCCCAAGAGACCAAAACCUCCAUCUGUGAGAUAAAAGCAAUGAACUGCAGAAUCUGGCACAAUCCAGCACCCUGGGCUGUUACAUCCCUCCCAGGGGCUUGAUUUAGAUCCCCAUACACAGAUUUUUUUUCAUGCCAAGGAGGUGCCCUCUGGUCAAAGGAGCUUUCUCAAAUAAAAGUUCUCUCCCAUCC